Molecule: messenger RNA, 540 nt
Organism: Macrosteles quadrilineatus (aster leafhopper)
Lineage: Eukaryota; Metazoa; Arthropoda; Insecta; Hemiptera; Cicadellidae
Exons: 2
Coding region: 1-540 (179 amino acids)
Source: RefSeq, a predicted model, not a curated record
AUGCUUGUGGGUCUAUUAUUUCUGGUGCUUGGAGCUGUUGCGCAGCCUCCUCCUCCGAGGAGGACAAACGAGCCGCAACCUUCCACCUUGUUCGCCGCAGCGAAUUGGUCGCCUCCUCCUCAAACCCCUGAGAAUUACUCCUCUCGCACUCCAUCUCCUGAUUACAUUGAUUUGCGCACUCCAUCUCCCGACAGUAGGCCAUCUUCUGCGGCUAUAAGGGAGUUUCUGCGAACCCCAGAUGACUUCUUUGUCAGACGCCCUCCAUCUCCCGACAGUCGGCCAUCUUCUGCGGCUGUAAGGGAGUUUCUACGCACACCAGAUGACUUCUUUGUCAGAGGUCCUCUGUCUGCCAACAGUCGACCACCUUCUGCAGCUGAAAGAGACUCUCGGUGGGCACCGUCUCCCUCAUUUGACAGACCGCCAUCCCCUAACACCUUAGGGAACUUCUUAAGAGAAUACGGAGUGACAUCGAGGAACGUAGAGGCUCUAGACCUGGCAGAAUCUUCAAGGCCUUCCACUUCCUACUCUCCAGCUCCAUAA